Polyodon spathula (Mississippi paddlefish) is the source of this 2292-nucleotide messenger RNA. RefSeq lists its product as uncharacterized. Gene Ontology annotation, molecular function: histone binding; histone deacetylase binding. The transcript has 17 exons. The coding region runs from base 442 to 1692 and encodes 416 amino acids. The record is from RefSeq and is a predicted model, not a curated record. Lineage: Eukaryota; Metazoa; Chordata; Actinopteri; Acipenseriformes; Polyodontidae. Gene Ontology annotation, cellular component: nucleus.
GUGACUCAGCUUCUCAAGUAGUGCUCUGGUAUCAUUUAGGCAGUCAGUAGAAGGCAGUUAUUGCUUUCUGUUAUUCACGCACAAUAAAUAUUGAUUAUGCGAUUAUUUUUUCUUAACUGCAGUUAAUUUCUACUGCCAAUUUGUUCUCUCAGUUUUUUGUGCAACUACUUUUGUGCGUGGCUGUUUCAGAUGUAUAUUAGAAACACACUUUUUUUUUUUUUUUUUUUUUUUAAGUGUCCAGAACAAGGCAUUCUGACUGGUGAACAAAAUAUGUCCAAUAAAAUAACUUCAUGAAAGUGACCGGAAAUAGGGAGUGGCUGCUGUUCUAUAAGAUAUUUGAUCCAGCUCUGCUAUUGAAAACUGAGUGGCUUUCAGCGCGCUGUGCAGACAUUCAAAUCAAUUCGUGUGUUUUUCUUUGUUUAUAUAUAUAUAUAUCUUAAAAUGAGUUGCGGGUUUUGUCAUCUUGCUAUGGAGUCCAGAAAAACAGGACUGAUAUUACAAAAGGAAGACACAGUUGCACACGAGAACUGUUUGCUGUUUUCUUCUGGACUUGUCACUCAAAAUACACCUGAGGGGGAUGACUUGGUAGGAUUUUCAGUUGAAGGUGUGAAAAAGGAAAUUAAUCGAGGGAGAAAACUGCAUUGCUUUAGAUGCAAGAAAUCUGGAGCGACUGUAGGCUGUGAAGUUAAAAAAUGCAAAAGAUCUUAUCAUUUUUUAUGUGCCUUAAAAGAUAAUGCAAAAAAGGAAGAAGAUGUGGACCGUGGAUUGUUUAGGAUCUAUUGUGAAAUGCACAAGAGUAAAAUACCAGAAGAUGCAACUGACGAUAAGAGUGAUGCCGAAUCUGAUCAAACCGAUGAAUCGGUCACGGAUAACAGCAGUGAGGAAUUCACCAAGACGACACCUAAGAGAAAAAGAUCACCUCCAUCAAAAAGGAUUUGUUCCAAAAAAUCUCGAAAAUGGACAUCAAGCCCAAGAAUUGUAAUCUCAAAAAAGAACUCUGCAGAUGGAGAUAAAAAAGGUGAUGUCACUUUAAUAGAAAGAGAAGAUGCAGAAAUUCCGUGUAGUUCUGGAAUCGGGGGUUCAAAGACAGAAAAACGGACUCCGAUAACAAGCCCCAGCAAAAAUUCUAUUCGUGCAAUUUCACCAAGUCUCAAAAUAGUUAGAUUGGAUGCAGAUGUAGUGUCAAAAGGUAAAAACACGAAUGAAAGUGAAGAUGAACAGCUGACAACAGAUGCAGUAGGCAAAAACGGCGCAUGUGCUGUGGUGGUCAGCGAUGACAGCACAAACCUGGACUCGCAUGAUGAUGAUGAGGAGGAGGGGUGUUCUGAAGGUAUCCUGAUUCCUAGGAACAUGAAAAGUGUAUCUCUUGGGAGCUCCGUAUAUUCAGGAAAUCCAGCAGAGUUCUGGAAGAAGUGCAGAGAGGCACGGUGCGUAGAGAAGCUUUUUACAAAAAUUCAGACUGCCUUGUCCAAUGUGUCACAAAAAAUUGUGACGCAGGCUGCCAACGAUCAAGAUUAUAAAUUUGCAAUGGACAUCCUCAUAGCUUCUGGUUUGUGGCCAGAAGUCAUUUCGGACAACAAUAAAGAUUUGAAGGAAAAACUGAAAAAACUUGAGGUAGAAAUUGAUUCUUUGUUAAAAGCACAAGUCGCAAUGCAAGAACUCAAGGAGAGAACGAAGAACAUGCAAAAGUGAGAAUUACAGGUUUUUUAAUAAUGUCAUUAAAAAUGUUAUGCAAUCAGUAAUUUUUAAAGGGAUUUUAGACCUGGUACAAUCUUAACAUUAUGUAAGAUUUGUAUUAUUCUACUGGCUUUGGAUGUUUUGUUUUUUCUAAACUGUACCUUUUAAUGUAGUCUCUUUUUUUUUUUUUUUUUUUUAUAAAUCUAGCAACACUUAUAGAAUUGUUUGUUCUUUGUUCAUCUAACUAAUGGGAUAAAUAGACAGACCUCUGAUCUGUUAGUUUCACUUUGUAUGAACAGUUUGAUACCUAAGUAACACCAGGGUUGUGUUUGCUAAGGAUAUUAAAGUAAAUACACCUGUGAAAGGACAGACACAUUUUAUUUUCCAGCACAGUGCAUUAUAGGAUACGGUGUCAGUAUAUAUGUUUGUUUGUUUUCUUAUUAUUGUGUAAUUAUUUUUAUUUUUUUUUUUUUACUGUGUGUAAGCAAGCUGUGUUAAUUUUGAAUGUGUUUCAGUUCAUUGCAAUGUUUUUAGUUUAGAAGUUACUUUUACUUCAUCUAAAUCUGUAUAGCUGUACGUAUUUCAAUAUGUAUAAACCAUGCUGUAUUGCUUUUG